AUGCCCGGUAUGCUUCUUUUUUUAAGUAAUUUUAGUUUUAGGAAUGGCUUCUUUAGUUAGUAGGAAAACGAUUUUAUUGUGAUUAUAGGGCUUUAGGAUGCCGAAGAUAACUUUUUAGGUUAAAAGUAAACUAUUAAAUUAACUAUUUCGCAUCAAAAAUUUUUGGAAUUUCUUUUUUUCUUUAUUAAAAAGCCAUAGGAGUCGAAUUUUUUUGAGUCAGAAAAAAAUUUUUUUAUUCGUUUUUUUAGAGCUUUCAUUACUUUCGAAACUCUUCUUAAAAGGCUCUAAGUAUUUUUUCGGAAGUUUCCAUUUAAACAUGGAAAUAAAUAAAUUUUUUAUGUCGACAAAAAGCUGGACUUUUGUCUGGUCACCCGAUGUUACACCUCUUUUUUUCGAUUCCGAAAGUUCAGUCCAGAGGAACGUAUAGAACGGACAUUUGUUCUUUACACAAAAUGACUGCGAGAGGCCAAUUUUUCAAUCCUGAUCUUUUUCCUUAGUGGCUGACAUAAAAAACCAUCAUUUUCUCUCAUUCCCUUCGCUUUGGUUGCUUCGAACUGAAGUUAAGUUCGGUUUUUCUAACAUUUCAUUCGUUCAGGUAUGGCGACUUCCCUUCGUUCCCAGUUCGCGAUGGACAAGAGCGUGACGAGCCGCUUCUGGCAGCUCGACCAGCGCGGAAAGGUCCAAGCCAAGUACAUCUGGAUCGACGGAACCGGCGAGCACAUUCGCUCCAAGACCCGUACUCUUGACUUCGAGCCGAAAGAUCCGUCUGGUAAGCCUUCGAUUGAUAAUCGUGAUGAUAAUAAGUUAUAGUGUAGUUUUUGGAAGGUUUUAAUGAUAAGGAUCCACUGAAAAAAAUGAAUAAUUUUUUUCAAUUCAUGGAAGCGAUUCAAACAAUUUUAGAUAUAUAAAAAAACGAAAUUUGAAAAAAAAAAAAUAUUUUCGUUUUCAUAAACCAAUUUUUUUAAAUGAUGUUUUCUUGAUUCAAAAAUUUGAAAUCAAACAAAUUCACUUGAAAAAUCAAACUUUUUUCAAUCAGUUAACGUUUUGAAAAUGUUAAAACCUGUUUAAGCUCAUUGGGAUUUGUAAAAUUCCUCAUUUUCAAGAAAAAUUUGAUCAUUUUCCUUCUUUCCAGAGCUCCCAAUCUGGAACUUCGACGGCUCUUCGACCGGUCAGGCCGAGGGCGCCGACUCGGACGUCUACCUCAAGCCUGUGGCCAUCUUCCCCGACCCGUUCCGGCUCGGCAAGAACAAGCUCGUCAUGUGCGAGACCCUCGACAACAAGAAGCAGCCAACUGGUUCGACCUUUCUCAUUUCGAGAAAAUCGAAAGCCUUAUCUUGAGUUUUUAAGCUGAAAGGUCUAUAAUUGGCAUGGAUGGGCGGCUUAUCAUACAGAGUCGAGGGCCGGGAAUAAUCUGUUGACAGAACUGAUUUUACUCUCCUAGGGCCUCCUUUGUAACGAAGGAAUUUGCCAACUUGUCUGUGGUUCUUCAAAACCAAAAAAAUGGAGAACUAAAAAAAUUCCGCGAAGCGCAUUUCAUUACCAAUAUUUUUCAAGAUAGCUUGGCUAUUUAUAUUCAAUUUUCAAGAAGCGAAAAAUUUUUGGAAAAAUUCGAUUUCCUUCCUUUGAAGCACUGAAUAAAUUUUUCGAUAUCGAGAAAAAAAUUUCUAAUAAAAAAAUGCUUUGAAUAUUUUAUGGUUCUUCAAAAAUAGAGAAAAAAAAUUUCAUAUUUUUUUAUUCGAAGCGAUUUUCAAUAUUUUUCAAGGAUUUUUGAAUAUUUCGUGAAAAACGAAACUUGAAGUGUUCUAUUUUUGGAGAAAAAAAUUCCCAAAAAAAAACCGUAAAAAAAUUCUCGCCUUGAAUGUUUGAUCGAUCACCAGAUGUUGAUGUUUAUUGCAAAUUCCCGUUUUUCUUUUUUUGAAAACGUGUGAACGGCGGAAAAUUGUCUGUUCAACAAUAAACAGGUCGAAAGAUUAGAUUUCGGGGGGCCGAUAAAUAUGUUUCUCUCAAACAACCAAGAGAUCAUAGUUGGAAAAUAUGAAAGAAUAUUUUGGAUUUCGAAAAGAUAUUAGUGUUAAUUUAUAUUAGAUUCUAGCGGGAGAACAAAAUAUUUUAUUAAUGAAAAAUUCAGAAUUCAAUAUGACAGCGAUUUUUUUCAUAUGAACUGAGCUAUAAGGAAAUAAAAUAAUUAUUCCAAAAAAAUCAGAAUUUAAAAAUGAAGUUUUUUUGGUCUGCUUAUUUUUAAUUUUGGUCUGCCUAUUUAGAAGCAACAACGUUCUUUUUUCCAAGCAGAUUUAAAAGAAUUCAUCAAUCAAUAGGAAAUAAAUCUCAAAAAUAAUCAUCAAACUGAAAAAUCAACGAAAUCAAUAAAUAUCAUCAUUUCAGCCACCAACAACCGCCACCGUUGCGUGCAGGUGAUGGAGAAGGCCGCUUCUCACCACCCAUGGUUCGGCAUGGAGCAGGAGUACACCCUGCUCGACAUUGACGGACAUCCGUUCGGCUGGCCCAAGAACGGCUUCCCGGGACCCCAGGGACCUUACUACUGCGGUGUUGGCGCCAACAAGGUCUACGGCCGCGACAUCGUCGAGGCUCACUACCGCGCCUGCCUCUACGCCGGCAUCCAGAUCUCCGGCACCAACGCCGAAGUCAUGCCCGGACAGUGGGAAUUCCAGGUAGCGAUUUCGCGCUUUGAUUUGGAUGAUUAAUUAACUAGAGCUCAAAUUUAUAAAUUUUUAGGCUACUUUUUCAGGUAACAGUGGGAUUUUUGAUAGCUACUAGGUUCAAUUGAACUAUUAAUUUUUUUGAGAUUUCAAAUAUGUGCUUGAAAAUGGUUACCGAGCCUAGUUUAGAAUUUUAUGAUAGCUCAAAGUUGAAAAAAAAAAUCCUGAGCCAAGAUAUAAUUUUUGGAGUUUUCUCACGUGAUUAAGACUUUAGCCUGUACUCUUCAGGCUAGUUUUUUUUUUUGAAAAUUCGAGCGUCCGAAAAUUUGUUCAAAAACCUUCUUGACUCUUUUUGAGCUCAGAUUUGGAAUCGCCGCGAAAAACUGCGCUUAGAGCCGACCUAGUCUUGUCAAGAAGUCUCAUUGUGAACUAAUAUCAUUCCGUUUUCAAGUUAAAAACUCAAAAUCGUAUCACUCAAGGACGAAUUCAGGUCGGACCAUGCGAAGGAAUCUCGAUGGGUGACCAACUGUGGGUGGCUCGAUUCCUGCUCCACCGCGUCGCUGAGGAGUUCGGCGUGAUCGCCACCCUCGACUGCAAGCCGAUCAAGGGAGACUGGAACGGCGCCGGAUGCCACACCAACUUCUCCACCGAGAAGAUGCGUUCGCCUGGUGGCAUUAGGUGAGUAUUUCAGUCUUUCGAAGGGUUUUUAGUGAUUCUGAAAGUCCGAAAGGUCGUUUAUAGGCCUAGGAUAACCUAGAAAGCAUGAUGGAUAUGAGAAAAGAAGACUUGAAUGAGUAAAAGAGUAGUAAACUCUUCGCAUGUUCCUAAAAGUCAGAAUAAAAGCGCAGUUUUUUUUUUCGCUUCAAGACGCUCCAAAAAGGGUCUUCAAGUGAAGUUUUUAUAAGCCAUUCCGCGCUAGCUUGUCACGUUUUUCUUUCCGCCAAAAGGCCAGGUCAAAUUUAACCAACUUUCGCUUCAAGACCUUUGUUUCUUGCCGUUAUAAAAGCAGAAAUUCGAUCUAAUUCGGUAUACGGUCUUUUUGGCGGAAAGAAAAACGUGGCACGCUGGCGCGGAAUAGGCUAUACGAAAGAAUGAAGUCCCUCAGAAUGAAAUUCGUUUAAAUGCUCACUUUUCAGCGAGAUCCUCUCCGCCAUCAACAAGCUCUCGCUGGUCCACGCCCAGCACAUCGCCUACUACGAUCCCCACGGUGGAAAGGACAACGAGCGUCGUCUUACUGGUUAGUUGUCGAACAAAAUCUCUUAACUUUUUUGAAAUGAAUUGAAAAUAACAAUUUGAUACUUCCAGGACUCCACGAGACUGCCAAGAUCGACCAGUUCUCAUAUGGCGUCGCCUCGCGUGCUUCUUCCAUCCGUAUUCCUCGCCAGACUGAUGAUGAGGGCUUCGUGAGUUUUGAAUCACGUUUCGAAAAAAUUCCGAACUAAAAGUUUCUUUUCCAUUUUCAAGCUUUGAUCUAUCUUUUUCGAGCUUGGGACUGCCAGUGUUUGAUUGGGGACUGCCAGUUUUAGACUUGGGACUGCCAAUUUCAAGUUUGAAAUUGCUGUUUUUCCAUUUGAAAAAUCGGUAUUCCAGUUUUGAGUUGGGACUGCCAAUUUCCUAUUUGGGACUGCCACUUUUAGACUUGGGACUUGCAAUUUUCAGCUUUUAGGUCUACUUACUUGAGUCAGAAUAUUUGCCAACGAAGUUAAAAUGAAAAUUUACCUCAUAUCCUAUUCCUGAAACAUUUUUUUAUAAAAUAAAAAAAAACGAAUAUCAAUUCUUCAAAUUUUCCAGGGCUACUUCGAAGACCGUCGGCCAUCCUCCAACUGCGAUCCUUACACUGUCACUGCUGCUCUGGUCCGAACCGUGUGUCUGGAAGGCGCCGAACGCAAAUUGUCGAUGAUGUACGUGCCCAGCUCUGGAUUCCAGGCUCCACCAUCCGCCCAUUAA
Molecule: messenger RNA, 4604 nt
Organism: Caenorhabditis auriculariae
Lineage: Eukaryota; Metazoa; Nematoda; Chromadorea; Rhabditida; Rhabditidae
Source: the annotation of a GenBank genome assembly